CCUGAAAUAAAACACGAUAUCGAGGAUGUUGAGGCGGAAGCUAAGCCUUAUGAUGAAAUGCCUAUAAGUCACGAAAAAGUGGACACUGGAUUAUGCGAGCCUGAAAUAGACAUUUUUUUUGGAAAAUUUGGAGUGUAUGGAGGGCAAACUGAGUUUGUGGCUGCUAAAACCGAAGAGGAUGAGUCAACGAUGGGUGAUGAUUAUUUCAGUAUUCCUUUAAUGGAUUCACUUGACAUUCAUUCGAAGGAUAAUAAAUGUGAGGCGCAAAAAUUAAAUGUUGUGGUUGAAAACAAAGGAAAAGCGAGAAGAGGACGCCCAAAAAAAAUCGAUAGCCCUCCAAAGAAAAAUAAGACCGACAUUAAAGAAAAACCAGAGCGAAGAAAACGGACUGCCAAUAAAAAGAAAACUCAAAGCAAAGAUAUUGCGCAAAAACCCGAGCACUCCAUCAAUUAUGGUGGAAAAUUAAAAGCUAUCCAAAAGGCUGAUGAAUUUUUGGCGAAAAACACAGAGUUAGAUUGUUUCAUUUGUAAGGAGAAGUUGAAAGAUUUUAAGGACCUUAAAACUCAUUUUCGACAAAAACAUAAAUGCGCUGGCUAUGCGGUUUGCUGCGACCAACGUUUUCUCAAACGCACAUUAUUUGUCGAUCACAUACAACUGCAUAAGAAUCCAGAUUUUUUCAAGUGUUCAAUAUGCCAAAAACAAUUGAUAAGCCGCAAAAAUUACAUCAAUCAUAUGCACUCGUUACACCCAGCAGCUGAAAAUCUUCAAUUUGCUUGCAAACUUUGUCCGAAAAAGUUUAUCAAACAAUACAUUUUAGAUAGUCACAUUAAGAUGUGUCAUAUGUCUAAAAAUCACGUGUGCAAACUGUGCGAUAAAGCUUUUGCCAACAUCUGGACUUUAACUCAGCAUGAAAGAGCUGUACAUCGAAAUGAAUUUGAAUCUGUUUGCGAAAUAUGUGGAAAACGUUUAAGAACCACGGCAAAUUUAAAAUAUCACAUGGACAACAUACACAACACGGAGCCACGUCCAGAGGUGCAGUGUACAGUAUGUCAUAAAUGGCUUAAGAGUGAUCAUAAUUUGCGCAAGCAUAUGAAAUCACAUCGUGAUGAAGCAUCUGGUGUAGUAUUUAAGUGUCCUCACUGUAAUGUUGAGAAAAAAUCAAGAACCUCGCUUUCGUCUCAUAUACUUUAUCAUCACUCAAAUAGAGUUUUCACUUGUACAAUGUGUGCAAAAGAAUUUAAAACUCCAACUAAAUUGAAGGAGCAUGAAGCCACUCAUACUGGUGUCGAUUUGUAUACUUGUUCGUUCUGCCCAAAGACGUUCCGGUCGAAUGCGAAUAUGCACAAACACAAAAUACACAGUCACUCCGAUGAAUGGGUGCGCAAAUACGCGCAACCAAAUGAAUAUACAUUGAGUGUUUUAAACAAAACUCACAACAUAGAGGCGCAACCAUGCAUACCUACAAAUUUAAACGAUUGAUUUAGAAAUUUGCGCAUAUUUCAGUUUAAAUUUUCUAGAAGGGCCCUGUGAUUCCAGCAGCAUUCUCUAACAAAAUGCGCAUGUGCUAACCGAGUUGAAUCCAACUCUUUUAACGAUAUGAGACUUAUGUGAGGUGUCCAGUUAUGGAUUUACAUAUCGUCACCUAAAAUACAAAAAGACGUAACAAACAUCGUCGCUGAUAUGGAAAAGGA
Molecule: messenger RNA, 1691 nt
Organism: Rhagoletis pomonella (apple maggot)
Lineage: Eukaryota; Metazoa; Arthropoda; Insecta; Diptera; Tephritidae
Product: transcription factor grauzone-like
Exons: 5
Coding region: 58-1479 (473 amino acids)
Biological process (GO): regulation of transcription by RNA polymerase II
Cellular component (GO): nucleus
Molecular function (GO): RNA polymerase II cis-regulatory region sequence-specific DNA binding; DNA-binding transcription activator activity, RNA polymerase II-specific
Source: RefSeq, a predicted model, not a curated record